Messenger RNA from Lichtheimia ornata, 369 nucleotides. RefSeq lists its product as uncharacterized. The transcript has 3 exons. Bases 1 to 369 code for a protein of 122 amino acids. Lineage: Eukaryota; Fungi; Mucoromycota; Mucoromycetes; Mucorales; Lichtheimiaceae. The record is from RefSeq and is a predicted model, not a curated record.
AUGGGGUCUGCUGAACAUCAUAAGCAUCGGCCCAUCUCAGCUCCAGUCAUUCAACCACCUCCUUGCUAUACCGACUCGCAAUGCGACCUUCAAGCCCACCCCCAUGCAUCUCCUCCUCCACCAGCUUACCACCAAUCCGUGCAUCCUUCACCACAAGCAUCUCACCAUCGACUCCCUGAAUACUACUAUUCGCCAGCUUCCUCUUCCUAUCAACAGCAACCCUUCUCCACAGGAGUCUACUACUAUCAGCCCACCCCGCCACCUCAAACUGUCAUUAUACAAGAGACACCAAGCCGAACCAAUGAUGCUUGUUGUUGGGGAUGCCUGGCUGCAUUGUGCCUUUGUUUUGCCAUAGAAGAAUGUUGCUGA